AUGGAGUCAAUUCUUACCCAAACGACAUCCCCGGCAUGUCUGGUAGGCGCUGUCGCCGUUCUCGCCUUUGCUGCAACCAACCCCAAAUCGCUGCCAUUCACAUACACGAUACAGCUCCUCCCAUCGAUUUACAGACUUCUGAAGCCCCGACUCAGCAAGAGGUCCAGCCGGCCUGAAACUGGCCUCUCUAUUCCAGACACACAAUCCCCCGUCACUGCAAAACGACGCCUAUUCACACACCACACCACACACUCCCGCGCCACAAUUUCCGACCUCGGAAUCGCCCUCCGCAAAUCAAACAGCACCUUCUUCAUAGACGCCGAUAUAAGCCGUGCAGAGCUCUUAACAACGCUAUUUAGCGAGGCUUUGGCGGGCUUAGGACCUGCGAAUUUCCUCUUAGAGUCCGUGCAGUGUAAAUUCCUCGCGGAUAUCCGUCCGUACGCUGCGUAUGUGGUGUCUUCGCGUGUCUUGGCGUGGAAUGAGCGGUCUUUUUAUGUUGUUACUUAUUUCUUGAAGCCUGGUGCGGAUAUACCAUGGGACGUUGAGGUUUUGGGUGGGCCACAGGCGGUGGUUGAUGACGGGAGGUAUAAAGAUGGUGUUUUUUCUGUUAUGCUUUCUAAGCAUGUGUUUAUGGCGAAGAAGUUGUUGUCUCCUAGGGAGGUAUUGCAUAGGGCUGGAUUGCUGCUUUUGCAGGGAGAAGGGGAGAAACGAGAAGGUUGCGAUGGAGAUGCUAUGGCCGCGGAGGCAGUAGAGCAGGCGGUUCAAUGGGGUUUGGAGUAUGUUUCUGGUUGCAUGGGAUAG
Messenger RNA from Aspergillus versicolor CBS 583.65, 801 nucleotides. RefSeq lists its product as uncharacterized. The record is from RefSeq and is a predicted model, not a curated record. The transcript has a single exon. The coding region runs from base 1 to 801 and encodes 266 amino acids. NCBI's taxonomy places the organism in Eukaryota, Fungi, Ascomycota, Eurotiomycetes, Eurotiales, Aspergillaceae.